UAAAUGAUUUCACGUGUUACUCGUUUGAUAAGGCUUGUACGAGAAUAAUAACUAUAAUUUAAAAUUUGAAAAUUUUUUAUUGGUAUCCUCUGCACAAUGAAAAAUCUAAAACUACACAAGUCUUGUGUGACGCGUGUCGAACAAUUAAAAGAUGCAACAUCGGCCCUGAUUAUUAAUAAUUGUGAGUUUUGUUAUGCUUCCAAUUGUGCUGUUUGGCGUUUACACAUAAAUGAUCAACCUCAACUAGUAGUUGACUUAUCGAAAACAGGAAUUUACUCAGGCAACGAAGAUAUUAAAAUAUUGUCUUAUGUGUACAAUGCACCGUGGGAUUCGUUUGUUGUUGGUUGUUCUAAUGGUGAUGUAUUGUUAAUACAUGAGAAUAUUGCCGAAGUUGCAUAUACAUGCGAAGAUGCAGUUGUUGACAUAUUAUGCAGUCCAGAUGCUGAGCGUUUUAUUAUAUUGACCAAACAAAAUCAUGUAACUCUAAUGACCGAGUGUUUUGAAGUCUUGAAAAAUUUCAAUAUUGCUGAGGUAACUCUUGCUGAAAAUAAACUGGUCAAUGUUGGCUGGGGUAAAAAAGAAACUCAAUUUCAUGGAUCAGAAGGAAAAGAUAAAAGAGUGGUUAAAGAAGUUAUUGGAGAUGGUGAUGAUGCAGAUGACUCAAUAAAUAUUUGUUGGAGAUCUGAUGGCCUAUUGUUUGCAAUUGGAUUUUUUAAUAAAGUAACAAAUUUAAGAUCUAUAAAAAUAUUCAAUAAAGAUGGAGUUCUACAGAAUAUAAGCGAACCUCUUUCAGGAGUACAAGCUGUUUUAAGUUGGAAAACUACUAAAGAACUAAUAUCAUUUCCUCAGCACUCAAACGGAGUAUAUUCUAUUAGUUUUAUGGAAAAAAAUGGACUUAAACAUGGAGAAUUUGCAAUUCCAUCUACCAUCAAUGUAAAACAGUUAAUGUGGAACCAUGAUUCUUCAAUAUUGUGUAUUCAAUGUUUUGAUUCUAAUAAUAAUUAUUUAUUAUUUUUAUCAUGCACUAACUAUAAAUGGCAAAUUAAAAAAUGGAUGACAAUUGAACACACAAUAAUUACAGCUAAAUGGUUUUCAGACAACAGUUUACAAUUAGUUACCUCUAAUGGUGUUUAUUACACUCUACAUUGGACUGACACUUUGUGUAAAUCCAGUCCAGGAACUCUAGAUUGGAUUGCUGUUAUAGAUAAUUGUUCAGUAUUAUUAACACCAUUCAAACAAGUUAUUAUACCACCUCCAAUGUUUGAUGUGAUGUUAAUCCUUGACUCUCCUGUUGAUAGUGUUUUAUAUUUACCUUAUGAUUCAAGUAAAAAUGGAAAUGAUAUUUGUGUCAUCACUAAUGAUAGGAGUGUUCAUUUUUAUCAGUAUAGAGAAGGAUCGUACAUCAAAAAUAAAACUAUUAACAGUUUGCCAAACAUGACUGGAUUAGUAAACCAUUGGUUUUGGUUAAAUGAAAAUACCCUCGCAUUUAGUUUAUCAGAAAUUGGGGAUAUUCAUCACCUGUGUGUUGCUAAAAUUGAUAAUGAUUUCAAAGACAUAACUAAGUACAUUGUGGAAAAAUCUGUUGUUGGUAUUUUGAACCAUAAAAAUGGAGCUCUAAUUCAAUUAUCAAAUGGACAUGUAUUAUUGUGGAAUGAAGAGAUGGAUCAAAUUGAUUCUUAUCUUUAUUUGCCCGAAGAGUGUACAUAUACAAGUAUAAUGAACAAUAAAAUAUAUGCUCUUGGUGUAUCAAAAAGACUUUUUGAAAAUGAUAAAGUGAUUCUACACAAUGUAGGAUCAUUUUGUAUUCGUUAUCCAUUUGUGUUAGCUGCCACAUUGAAUGAAAGGCUUAUAGCGCAUAAUGUACAACCUACCAAAGAUAUUGGUGAUCAAUAUCAACGGCGAGUUGAAUCUGGGUCAAGAAUUUUAACAGUAACUGGUAAUUCAGUUAUACUACAAUUACCAAGAGGUAACUUAGAAACAAUUAGACCAAGACCUCUAACAAUUUUGUCAGCUGUUGAACUUCUUCGAGAAAGAAAAUAUUUUGUAGCAUUUGAUCUUCUACGUAAGGAACGUAUAAACCUUAAUGUAAUAUGUGAUUUAGAUCCUUUAAAGUUUAUUGAGGAUUUGAAUGAAUUUGUCGUCCAAAUAAAAGAUUCAUCUUGGAUAAGUUUAUUUAUUACUGAAUUAGAAGACAAAAAUUAUUUGAACACUGUUUAUGCUUCUCAGUUCCAACAAAAUAAAGUAAAAGAAUUAAAUAAUAAAGUAUUCACUGUGUGUUCACAUUUAAUGAAUAUGUUAAACAAACUUGAUACAAACAAAUAUGCUUUUCCAUUACUUGGAUGUUUUGUUAAAUUAAAACGUUUUGAUUUAGCUUUAAAUCUUGCAUCUCUAAAUAAUGACUAUUUAAAGCAUUUACUAUUUUUAGUGGAUGUAGACAAAUUAUACAAAGCCUCACUUGCUGAGUAUAAUUUAGAAAUGGCUAUGAAAAUUAUAAAUAAUUCACAGCUUGAUCCAAAAGAAUAUGUACCAUUUUUAAGAGAAUUAGAAAAAAUGGAAUAUCAUUACAUGCGUUUUACAAUUGAUGAUAAAUUAAAAAAUAAAGAAUCAGCCAUAAAAAAUUUAAUUCUUUGUGGAGGACAAUUUGACGAUUGUUUAAAAUAUAUUAUUGAUAACAACCUUUAUUCUUAUGCAUUAACUUUAUUCAAUAAAAAUCAAAAUGAGUAUAAAGUAAUCGCAAAAUAUUUUGGCGAUUUUUUAUAUUCUAAAAUUGAUUACAAACAGGCCGCAUUAAUGUAUAAUCGAAGUACUGAACGUAAUAAAGCUGUUGAUUCUUAUUUAAAAGCGGGAUUUUGGAAAGAAUCUAUAGAGCUGUCUUAUGAACUAAAUUUUGAUGAUGCUGAAAUGAAUCUAAUUAGAAAAAACAUUUUAUCCAUGUUAUCAUCAACACAAAAAUUUAAAGAAGCUGCAGAUUUUGCUGAAUUUGAGUUGAAAGAUACUAAAUUAGCUGUAGAAUAUUGUAUAAAAGCUCAAGAUUAUAUUCAUGCACUGUAUUUAGCUCGAUCCAGAUCAAUACUUGAUAUAAAGUUAGAAAAUCUUAUAAAGUCAACUUGUUUAAGCACUGCUCAAAAUCUUAUUUCUGAGAUUAAUUCACAAAAUGAUACUUUUGUUACAUUAGUGAAACGUUUAAUUGAAGUUAGAAAUGAAAGUUCUAGUGUAUCAAUCACCUAUGAUAACUUAAAUGAUACAAGUUCUGAAAUUAGUAGUGUUUCAUCUUAUCGUUCUUCAAGUACUCGCACUAGCUGCAGAAGUGCUCGAAAACAACAACGUAAAAUGUGGAAUUUGAAAAAAGGCAAUUUUCGAGAAGAACCUACUAUUGUUUUGACUUUGAAACAAAUAAUGGAAAAAAUUGAAAAAUUGAUAGAUGAUGUAAAAAAUAUCUGUGUCUUACUUGUUAAAUUAGAAGAAUUAAAUAUUUGUUGUGAUCUGCAAACGGCAAUGGAAUCUUUUCAAACUACCAUACUUAAUCAUAAGUCUAUUGUUUGGCCUAUUUUUAAUGAAAUUGAACAAAUUAUUGAAGAUGCUAUUCUUUUGAGUCCUUUGAAAAUUGUACCAGAUAAAAGUUGGAAACUAUCCAUAUUGGAAUAAUAUUUUCAUCAUAAUGUCUUAUAAAUAUAUACUUUUCGUUAAUAUUUAUAU
Messenger RNA from Sipha flava (yellow sugarcane aphid), 3696 nucleotides. RefSeq names its product elongator complex protein 1 (gene Elp1). Gene Ontology annotation, cellular component: elongator holoenzyme complex; cytosol. The transcript is spliced from 17 exons. Bases 97 to 3645 code for a protein of 1182 amino acids. Gene Ontology annotation, molecular function: tRNA binding; protein binding. The record is from RefSeq and is a predicted model, not a curated record. Gene Ontology annotation, biological process: tRNA wobble base 5-methoxycarbonylmethyl-2-thiouridinylation. Lineage: Eukaryota; Metazoa; Arthropoda; Insecta; Hemiptera; Aphididae.